AUGUUGCCACAAAAGAAAGCCGUUGCCGUGGUGAAGGUUGUCCAAAAAAAGGCCGAUCUCACAAAGGACAAGAGAGUACUAGCUGCCCAAGAACUGGGCAAGCAAAGGCACAACGUCAUACAAGUCUUGAAGUACACAAACGCGUCGCCAAUCAGAAGGUACAAUGACGCGGGCUACUUGUGCUGCUUCUGUACGCAACAGUACAAAGACCCUGCGGACUUAAAAGCUCAUACCGCCAAGGAGCACAACAAAACCAUAGAGCAAUUCAUGAAGGGAGUAGGACUCACAGCCUUCUCGGUUAAAUUGGACAUAACCAAUUUAAAGUGCAAGAUCUGUGACGCGACUAUCGAAAAACUGGAAGGGAUUUACGAGCAUUUGUCGAACGCGCACGAGAUACCGUUCCACGUGGGUUUAAAGAAUCACAUCUUACCGUUCAAGUUCAAUGAUGAGAACCUACGGUGCACGGCGUGCAAUACUAUUUUCGGUUCGUUCAAGUCAUUGCAGGAGCACAUGUAUAGGCACUUUGGGGAACACGCAUGUGACGUCUGCGGGAGCCAGUUCAUGAACGCCCAAAUGGUCAGGCACCACAAACCGAAGCACUUGAAAGGCAGCUUCGCUUGCAGUAAUUGCGCGAAGACAUUCGACACGGCCCGCAAGAGGAACAGCCACGAAAGAAGCGUCCACGUCGACGCAAUACGAAUGAACAAAUGCAGCUUGUGUAACGAGAAAUUCAAACAUUACCACACUAAAAUGCUGCACCUGAAGAACGUUCACGGGAGGGCGUCGCAGUUUCCGUGUCAGUCUUGCAACCAGUCUUUCGCCACAUGGGCACGACUGUCGCAGCACAUCAGAAAAUUCCAUUUAAUGUUGCAGACUUUUAAAUGUGCCUACUGCGAAAUGAGCUUCGGCAAUGUCGCCUUCCUCAGGAAUCACAUGGUCGCCAAGCAUAAUGGAUACACAUGA
This is a messenger RNA of Bombyx mandarina (wild silkworm), 963 nucleotides long. Its product is annotated as zinc finger and BTB domain-containing protein 41-like. Lineage: Eukaryota; Metazoa; Arthropoda; Insecta; Lepidoptera; Bombycidae. The record is from RefSeq and is a predicted model, not a curated record.